AUGCAGCUUCCUCUCUUCAUCAAGGUGCUUCCUCUCUUGAUCAAGAUGCUUCCUCUCUUCUUCAAAGUACUUCCUCUCUUCAACAAAGUGCUUCCUCUCUUGAUCAAGGUGCUUCCUCUCUUGAUCAAGAUGCUUCCUCUCUUCAUCAAGAUGCUUCCUCUCUUCAACAAAGUGCUUCCUCUCUUGAUCAAGGUGCUUCCUCUCUUGAUCAAGAUGCUUCCUCUCUUCAUCAAGAUGCUUCCUCUCUUGAUCAAGAUGCUUCCUCUCUUCAUCAAAGUACUUCCUCUCUUCAACAAAGUGCUUCCUCUCUUCUUCAAAGUACUUCCUCUCUUGAUCAAGAUGCUUCCUCUCUUCAUCAAGAUGCUUCCUCUCUUCAUCAAAGUACUUCCUCUCUUCAACAAAGUGCUUCCUCUCUUGAUCAAGGUGCUUCCUCUCUUCUUCAAAGUACUUCCUCUCUUGAUCAAGUGCUUCCUCUCUUCAAAAAGUACUUCCUCUCUUGAUCAAGGUGCUUCCUCUCUUCAACAAAGUGCUUCCUCUCUUCAUCAAGAUGCUUCCUCUCUUCAUCAAGAUGCUUCCUCUCUUCUUCAAAGUACUUCCUCUCUUGAUCAAGGUGCUUCCUCUCUUCAACAAAGUACUUCCUCUCUUGAUCAAGGUGCUUCCUCUCUUCAACAAAGUGCUUCCUCUCUUGAUCAAGAUGCUUCCUCUCUUGAUCAAGAUGCUUCCUCUCUUGAUCAAGGUGCUUCCUCUCUUCAACAAAGUGCUUCCUCUCUUCAUCAAGAUGCUUCCUCUCUUCAACAAAGUGCUUCCUCUCUUCAUCAAGAUGCUUCCUCUCUUCAUCAAGAUGCUUCCUCUCCAUCAUGCAUCCAUCAUGCAGCUUCCUCUCUUCAUCAAGUGCUUCCUCUCUUCAUCAAGGUGCUUCCUCUCUUGAUCAAAGUACUUCCUCUCUUCAACAAAGUGCUUCCUCUCUUCUUCAAAGUACUUCCUCUCUUGAUCAAGGUGCUUCCUCUCUUCAACAAAGUACUUCCUCUCUUGAUCAAGAUGCUUCCUCUCUUCAACAAAGUACUUCCUCUCUUGAUCAAGGUGCUUCCUCUCUUGAUCAAGAUGCUUCCUCUCUUCAUCAAGAUGCUUCCUCUCUUGAUCAAGAUGCUUCCUCUCUUGAUCAAGGUGCUUCCUCUCUUGAUCAAGAUGCUUCCUCUCUUCAUCAAGAUGCUUCCUCUCUUGAUCAAGAUGCUUCCUCUCUUCUUCAAAGUACUUCCUCUCUUGAUCAAGAUGCAGCUUCCUCUCUUCAACAAAGUGCUUCCUCUCUUCAUCAAGAUGCUUCCUCUCUUCAACAAAGUGCUUCCUCUCUUCAUCAAGAUGCUUCCUCUCUUCAUCAAAGUGCUUCCUCUCUUCAUCAAGAUGCUUCCUCUCUUCAUCAAAGUGCUUCCUCUCUUCAUCAAGAUGCUUCCUCUCUUCAUCAAGAUGCUUCCUCUCUUCAUCAAAGUACUUCCUCUCUUCUUCAAAGUACUUCCUCUCUUCAACAAAGUGCUUCCUCUCUUCAUCAAGAUGCUUCCUCUCUUGAUCAAGGUGCUUCCUCUCUUCAACAAAGUGCUUCCUCUCUUGAUCAAGGUGCUUCCUCUCUUCUUCAAAGUACUUCCUCUCUUGAUCAAGGUGCUUCCUCUCUUCAACAAAGUACUUCCUCUCUUGAUCAAGGUGCUUCCUCUCUUCAACAAAGUGCUUCCUCUCUUCAUCAAGAUGCUUCCUCUCUUCAACAAAGUGCUUCCUCUCUUCAUCAAGAUGCUUCCUCUCUUCAUCAAGAUGCUUCCUCACUCCAUCAUGCAUCCAUCAUGCAGCUUCCUCUCUUCAUCAAGGUGCUUCCUCUCUUGA
This is a messenger RNA of Trichomonas vaginalis G3, 1866 nucleotides long. Its product is annotated as SLEI family protein family. The transcript has a single exon. The record is from RefSeq and is a predicted model, not a curated record. Lineage: Eukaryota; Parabasalia; Trichomonadida; Trichomonadidae. The coding region runs from base 1 to 1866 and encodes 621 amino acids.